Messenger RNA from Physcomitrium patens, 3550 nucleotides. RefSeq names its product DEAD-box ATP-dependent RNA helicase 13. Gene Ontology annotation, molecular function: nucleic acid binding; ATP binding; RNA helicase activity. Gene Ontology annotation, cellular component: cytosol. NCBI's taxonomy places the organism in Eukaryota, Viridiplantae, Streptophyta, Bryopsida, Funariales, Funariaceae. The record is from RefSeq and is a predicted model, not a curated record.
UGUGAAUUGAAGCUCGCAAGGAUUCAUUCGCUGAAUGUUGUUGAUUCAAUUUUCAUGACUCUGAAGUUCAUCAGAAGUCGUUAGGAGCGUGCGUUGAUUUGGUUUUUUUGAGGGGGUAGGUCCCGAGUAGCGCAGAAUUUCACUGCGGAGGAUGUAGGAUUAGGAGUUUGAAGAGCAGAGGCGCAGGUUCCCCUGACGGUGGUGGUGGUGGUUUUUGGAGGACCAGUGAGGAUUGAGAUGGGGAAGUUGAGCAAGAAGGGCUCCGGAGAGGGCGAGAGCAAGCUGAAGAAGAGGAAGAGGCCCGCCGGUGCAAAGGGAUCCCGGGAUGCAGUGUGGGGGAAUUCUCUUGCCUGGAAAAAUGUCACUCCGAAUGAUCCAUUGUCGAUCCUUAUUGGCAGCGACGAGGGAGGGUUUAUGUCACUUGAAGAGAUUGAUGGGGAUGUAUUUGUCGGUACGACUGAGGAGGGUGGUCUGCUCGGUGCGAUACCAGAAGCCAAUGCAAAGUCCGAAAAGAAAAUUAAGAAAAGAACUAAGAAGGAAUUAGAUUCUAAGAAAGCUGUCGAGUCAAGUGAGCUUGUUGAGGGGCUUACCUUGCCAUCUGAACGAGAUGAUGCAAUUGUUCCAUCUGAUGGGAGCACUCCAGGAUCUUUGUCUCGAUCUAGUGCCGGGAAUGAGAAAAGGAAGCAAAAGAAGAAGAAAAAAAAAGAGAAAAAACUUAAAGUAGGUAAGAAUGCAGAGGUUGAUGGUUCCUCAAAUGUAGAGAACUUUGAGACAAAAGAAGAUAAUUCCAAAGUAGACGUGCCACCGUCUAAGAAGAAUUCGUCUAAAGUAGACAGCAAGUCGUUGUUUGUAAUGGGACCUGUAAUCAAUACUAUUGCGGGGGACACUGACGGGAGCGCGCCCAAGGAUGUUAGAGAGGUUGUAACUGACAUUGAAACUAAGAACGCCAAGGACAGUACGGCCGUAACAAAAGUCACACUCAAGAACAUCAAAGAGGAUGGCUCAGGAAAGAAAGUCAAGCUUGGUUCCAAAGCGAGGAGACUUCUUCGGUUGCAAAAGCAGCAGGAACAGAACGGGGUCGACGGAAAACAGGGUCAUGUCAAUGAGGAUAAAAUCUCUGAAGCGGAUAUGCGUAAACGUGAAGAUAUGGAAAUAGAGAGGUUAGAAAAUACACCUUCUAUUGAAGCCGAUGACAUAGAGGAAAUCGACAUGUCGGCAUGGGCUCAACUAAGGCUUAAUCCUCUUCUAAUGAGGGCUUUAAUGAAGUUAAAAUUUUCGAAGCCAACUCAUAUUCAGGAGAAAUGUAUUGCUGCUGCUGCUUACCAGGGAAAGGAUGUCAUUGGUGCUGCUGAGACAGGAUCGGGAAAGACUCUUGCAUUUGGCCUUCCAAUACUACAACGGCUUCUGGAUGAUCAUGAAAAGAUUCAAAGGAAAUCAGGUUUUGACAAGGCUAGCAAGAAACAAUCUGGAGGUCCCUUGCGUGCUCUCAUCGUUACUCCUACAAGAGAACUUGCAUUGCAGGUGUGCGAUCAUUUGAGAGCAGCGGCUCAAUUCACAAAUUUCAAUGUUGUGCCCAUAGUUGGGGGAAUGGCCCUUCAAAAGCAACAGCGUCUUCUGAGAUACCAGCCACAGAUAGUGGUCGGGACACCUGGACGUUUGUGGGAGCUUAUGAGUGCCGGUGAAGCACAUCUUCUUGAUCUGGCACAACUAUCAUUCUUUGUCCUGGAUGAGGCCGAUCGUAUGGUAGAAAGAGGUCAUUUCAAGGAACUUCAGUCGAUCAUGGAUAUGCUUCCGAAGACUGGACGUGAACCUGCUGCAGAUGAUGAAAAGCCGCUUCAACGACGUAAAAGGAGAAGAGAAACCCCCAAAGAAAACGAGGAAGAGCAAGGAGAUGAUCCUGAAGAAGACGAAAAUGUUGAGGUGUAUCCAGACUCUGAUGAUGAUAAUGUUGAAGAAACCAACAGCGAGAAUGGAGAUGGAGAAGGAGAUGGAGAUGAAGAUGAAGAAGAUGGAGAUGAAGAACAAGAUGUGGAUGGUGAGCAAGGAGAUGAAGAUCAGUCAAAACCAGCAGAAGAUACAACCAUGAAGGAAGAUUUUACCGAAACAAUUGUUAUAGAACCAGUGAAGAAGCGGCAAACGUUAGUAUUUUCGGCCACAUUGUCACUUCCCCCUGGUUUUAAGAAGAAGCUAAAGAGGGGCUUUUUUAAUGACAAGAGUACAUCAAAGAAGAACGAGUAUUCAGUGGCAUCUCUUAUACAAAGGGCGGCAAUGAGAGACAAUGCAGUGAUAAUUGAUCUCACUACCAAAGACGUCCUUGCAAGAAAGCUUGAAGAAUCAGUGAUACAGUGUCGCGAUGAAGAGAAGGAUGCGUAUCUUUAUUACAUAUUGAAGGUACAUGGUUGUGGACGAACUUUGGUGUUCUGCACAUCCAUUGCAGCUCUUCGGCAUGUAACCGCGAUUCUUCGACUUUUACAAGUUUCUGUCUGGCCGCUGCAUGCUCAAAUGCAACAGAAGCAGCGACUCAAGGCAAUGGAUAGAUUCAAAUCUGCUGAUGAUUGCGUGAUGGUAGCAACAGAUGUCGCAGCUCGAGGACUUGAUGUGACUGGUAUUCGAACUGUGAUUCAUUAUCAACUGCCUCACUCUGCUGAGAUGUAUGUUCACAGAAGUGGGAGAACUGCACGUGCAGAUACUGAUGGUUGCAGUAUUGCUAUUAUUUCUCCAUCAGAUCGUGCAAAGUACAACACCCUGUGUCGCAACCUCGACAAGACAAAUGGAUUGCCAUCUUUUCCGAUAGAUGUGACCUAUAUUCCAGCAGUUUUGAAGCGAGUUAGUUUAGCAUUCCAGGUUGACAGAGUGCUGCGCAAACAUCAGCAGUUCAAAGCGAAACAGUCAUGGGUCAAACGCAAUGCCGAGGCUCUUGAACUUGAUGUUGAAAAUAGCGAUGAUGAUGACGAGGCCUCAGUUAAGAUGCCUGUGGAGAAGCGAGAGUUAAUGAAAGUUCAAGCUUUGCAGCAGGAGCUACAGGUGCUUUUAAAUCAACCUCUGGAACCGAAGGCAUUUUCCCGGCGAUACGUUACGGGGUCAGGAGUCACUCCAGUGCUUGCGAAACAAUUGAAGGAGUAUACGGCCUCUAAGGUAACCUCAAAGACGACCAAGAAAAGUAGCAAGACACCUAUUAGUACUGUAAACAGUGCAUCCUCUAAAAGUAGGCUUCUUGUGAUUGGACAAGAGGCAGUAGAACCUUUGGAUGCCCUUCGUCGGUCAGCUGUACUGCAGACUUCGUCAAAAGCCAUUUCUGUUACCGCUCCUAAGUCGAAAGGAUUUCCCGGCGAUUCCAAGGCCAAAGGCAGUUCUAGUGGUCCCAAGUCCAAGCGGCGCAGAAGAUGAGAUGCAUCAAAACUCAUUAUCUCCACUUAACCAAAUUUUGACACCAUAGCUAUUUAACCCUGUUUUUUUUAACUAUUUGUUUCAUGACCUUGGAUUUUGAACAAAAAUUCCUUGCGUCUCGUAAUUUCACCAAGCUGACGCAGCAAAAACAAUUUAUCUAUCA